Molecule: messenger RNA, 1558 nt
Organism: Cololabis saira (Pacific saury)
Lineage: Eukaryota; Metazoa; Chordata; Actinopteri; Beloniformes; Belonidae
Gene: bud23
Product: BUD23 rRNA methyltransferase and ribosome maturation factor
Exons: 12
Coding region: 125-973 (282 amino acids)
Biological process (GO): rRNA (guanine-N7)-methylation
Cellular component (GO): nucleolus
Molecular function (GO): rRNA (guanine) methyltransferase activity
Source: RefSeq, a predicted model, not a curated record
AGAAGAGACGCGUCACGUGACCUCGCCGUGUUUUCACAUGUGUUUAGCACAGGCUGCUACUUCAGCAUUUAAACUUUAUUUUACAUUUUAACACUUAAAUCUCAACCACACACUCAGGAAAACCAUGGCCUCCAGCUGCAGACGACCCGAACACAGCGCCCCUCCAGAUGUGUUCUAUAAUGAAGAUGAAGCCAAAAAGUACUCCCAGAACUCUCGGAUGAUUGAGAUUCAGACCCAAAUGUCAGAGAGAGCAGUCGAGCUUUUAAACCUGCCAGAGGGACAGCCCUGCUUCCUGUUAGAUGUUGGGUGUGGAUCUGGUCUCAGCGGAGACUUCCUGUCAGAGGAGGGACACUACUGGGUUGGGAUCGACAUCAGCACUGCAAUGUUGGAUGUUGCGCUGGACAGAGAAGUAGAAGGAGACCUUCUGCUGGGGGACAUGGGCCAAGCGAUGCCCUUCCGACCUGGCACCUUUGAUGGAUGCAUCAGUAUCUCUGCGCUGCAGUGGCUUUGUAAUGCAGACAAAAGGUCACACAGUCCACCAAAGAGACUCUUCACCUUCUUUAGUACUCUCUACUCGUCACUGUCAAGAGGCUCGCGUGCAGUUUUUCAGCUUUAUCCCGAGAACUCAGAACAGCUGGAGCUGAUCACGACGCAGGCCAUGCGAGCAGGUUUCAGCGGAGGCAUGGUAGUGGAUUACCCCAACAGCAGCAAGGCAAAGAAGUUCUUCUUGUGUCUGUUUGCCGGCGUUUCAGGAGUUCUUCCUAAAGGACUGGGGUCAGAAACUUCAGACAAAUCUGUUUCCAACCAGGUUCAGUAUUCAGGACAAAGGUGUCGUUACAAAAACAUGAAAGGAAAAUCGGUGAAGAAGGGACGAGAUUGGAUCUUGGAGAAGAAAGAGAGAAGAAGAAGACAGGGAAGGGGGGUUCGAGCCGACACAAAAUACACCGGACGUCAGCGAAGACCUCACUUCUAGCUCUGACUCGUGCAAGUGUGCCUUUUAUUAGUGCUCAUCUGAACUGCCACACACACAGUCACCCUUGCAGCUGCUGCAUGAUUGGACUAGUCAACUCCUUAACUCAAGUGGAUGAGAUGAAAGUGUGGAAAUACUGUUAUAGCCGGUCAGUUUUGUAUUUGGUUCAAUUUCAUUCUCAGAAUAAUGCUUUUACUUUUUAUGUUUGGUUUUGGCUUGAAGUUUGCUGCCACGGAGAAAACAAAUCACUGACAGUGUUGUAGCAUCAAUACAAUGUUUCAAAGUCAUGCGAUAUCAGAUUUUCACAUUGUGUUGACCUGUUUAUCAUAUUAUCCCCAAUGCUCUCUAAAUUAAAUCUUCAAUGAAAUGUUUCCUUUUCUUUUCUUUACAGAAUAUAAAAAAGUGAUUUUUGUAUUAUUACAUUGUCACAAUCUGAAUUUGAAAGAAUAAAAUUUGAACGUGAUGCGAUAAUAAGCGAGUAAAUACACAAAAGAAAACUAGUUCUUUGAGGAGCUUUUCAUAAGGGGUCAAUUGAUGUAAAUUUGACAUGUAAUCAUUGUUUAAGGAUGCAUAAAUUAAAAAAUAAUU